This is a messenger RNA of Amblyraja radiata (thorny skate), 4564 nucleotides long. RefSeq names its product PH and SEC7 domain-containing protein 2. Gene Ontology annotation, molecular function: guanyl-nucleotide exchange factor activity; protein binding; phospholipid binding. Gene Ontology annotation, biological process: regulation of ARF protein signal transduction. Lineage: Eukaryota; Metazoa; Chordata; Chondrichthyes; Rajiformes; Rajidae. The transcript has 15 exons. Bases 199 to 2790 code for a protein of 863 amino acids. The record is from RefSeq and is a predicted model, not a curated record.
GGGGGAUGGGAUAAGCCCCGGUGUGCAGCUGCUGAUUAUUUUGCAUGGAUGGCUGUAGAGAAAAGGGUGUUGUGCUGAAAGAAGCUGCUGGUUCUGGUUUGUCCAAUUUUCCUACCGAUUAAAGGUUUGGCCCAGUGAUAGUGCCAGAACGGAGAAUUGCUAAACGACACAAAGAUUAUACGCAUAUUACAUUUUGACAUGAACCAAGACCAGAAAACAUCUUAUACCUCAGAGGAUGGUAUCGAGAAUAAGCAGCAAACAUCUACCAAAAUCAGAAGCAAACAUCACCCAUCGUCCACAAAUGGUGAUGCUCCAGAUAAGCAUGAGCAGAUCUUUCUAAAGAUGGAUUCAUUAAAUGCUAAAUGUCCUCCAGAUGUAACUUCUAAGGAGAUAACAACUGAUCACUGUCCAAAACAGAGACCAAACAAUGUACCUGAAAAUUUAGGAACGAUAACUAAUCAGAAAAAUGAGAUGCAGGGCAUAAGAAUGCCCAGAGAACAUGACCAAGAGUAUAAUAUAGACACAAAGAACACACUUUCACAUGGAUUUGAUGUGGUAGCAGAACCAAGCAUGCAAUGUGCUGAUGUCAAAAUUGCUGAGAGGUUGACUGGAGCAUUGGCAAAUGGAAUUAACUGUGAAUUAAAAACUAAGGAGAAUACAAGUGAAAGGUCAGAAGAUGUCAAAAUCAUGGAAAUGGCUGAGAAAAAUGACUGCAAUAUUUCAUUGGUGGAAAGCAACGCACAUAGAAUUGGCACAGAGAUGAAAUAUUAUGAAGAGGAGCAGAACAGGUUGUUAAUUGAAGAGAGGAUGCUUGAUGAUACUACAGUAGGAAAAGAACAAGUCGAAAUGAAGGACAGCCGAGAUGGAUUCAGUUCUACAUUUGAAAGAAUUGUAGAAUCUGAUCUUAUGAAAGGCACUUCGUACAGUAGCCUGGAUUCUUUGGAUGUAUUGUCACUGACUGAUGAGACAGACAGCUGUAUCAGUUUUGAUGCCCCACUCACACCACUGAUUCAACAACGCAUUAAAGAAACUCCUGAACUGCUGCACCAGAAGCUGAUUCAGGUUGCUGAACAGCGAGAAAUCCAGGCAGCUGGAGUUAGUGAAGAACAGUCUAAAACGGAUGAGGAGUAUUCAAGUAUUGAAAGUCCCCUGAAACACUCACUCACCAGUAGCAGGUCUGAGAAUGUGCUGAGCAGAUCUUCUUUAAAAUCAGUACCAAAUGGUUUUCACAGUGAGAGAGAUGACGCAGAAGAUAACAUUGGCAGGAUCAUUAACUCAGUCAGUGAUGCCAACUUUAAGGACGUCCUAUCUGAUUCUGAUUCCGAAAUGGGAAGUACAGAACAGCUAGAACAUGGGAGCACUGACACUUUGGCUAAUGAUUGCAAAACAAAUGCCGAUCCUGCAAAAAGACUUGCCAAACGACUGUUUAAUCUCGAAGGGUUCAAAAGAUGUGAUGUCGCACGCCAUCUUGGAAAGAACAAUGAUUUCAGCAAGCUGGUGGCAGAAGAAUAUCUUAGUUUCUUUGACUUCACAGGCUUGACUUUGGACAAAGCACUUAGGCGUUUUUUGAAAGCUUUUCCAUUGAUGGGUGAAACUCAGGAGCGGGAGAGAGUUCUGAUCCCAUUUUCCAAGAGAUACUGUCAAUGUAAUCCUGAUUCUAUUAAUUCCGAAGAUGGAGUCCAUACACUAACAUGUGCACUAAUGCUUUUGAACACAGACUUGCAUGGUCAUAAUAUUGGGAAAAAGAUGUCAUGUCAGCAAUUUAUUUCUAAUCUGGAUGGCCUUAAUGAUGGAAAGGAUUUUCCAAAAGAUUUAUUGAAGUGGUUGUAUAACUCAAUAAAAAAUGAAAAGCUGGAGUGGGCUGUGGAUGAAGAAGAAUUAAGAAAAUCUCUCUCAGAGCUUGUGGAUGAUAAGUUUGAUAGUUGUCCAAAGAAAGUGACAAGAAUAAUUGAUAGUAGCAAUCCAUUCCUUGACAUCCCUCAGGCAUUGAAUGCAGCAACAUACAAACAUGGUGUCCUCAAUCGUAAAACACAUGCAGAUAUGGAUGGCAAGAGAACACCUAGAGGAAGACGAGGAUGGAAAAAAUUUUAUGCUGUACUGAAAGGAACCAUUCUCUACUUGCAAAAGGAUGAAUAUAAGCUAGACAGGGAUUUAUCUGAAGUGGAUCUGAAAAACGCUAUUCGCUUACACCAUACAUUGGCGAUAAGGGCCAUUGAUUACAGCAAACGGCCUAAUGUUCUUAAACUGAAGACAGCAGACUGGAGAGUCUUUCUUUUCCAAGCACCAAGUGACGAAGAAAUGCGCUCAUGGAUACUGAGAAUAAAUCUGGUGACUGCUAUUUUCUCAGCCCCCUCGUUUCCAGCUGCUAUCGGGUCGCUGAAGAAAUUUAGCCGACCUCUUCUCCCUUCAUCUAGUACUAAACUUUCUCAGGAAGAGCAGCUAAGGUCACAUGAGACCAAACGGAGUCAGAUUGCAACUGAAUUAGCAGAACACAGUGCUCAACCUCCUGGGAAGAAUGUCAAAUCGAAAGAAGCAGAGGAGUACCGACUGAAAGAACAUUAUUUAAUAUUUGAGAAAAAUCGAUAUGAAGCGUAUGUUAACCUACUGAAGGCAAAACUAAAGGUAGGAACUGAUGAUCUGGAAAAAAUAGAGGCAGUUAUUUUCAACAUUGAAAAUGAUGAAAGCUCCUUGAGGAAGACUCAGUCUAGUCCUUCUUUAAACCAAGGACAUUUUUCUCUGAAUGGCAAAAUGGAAAAGGACAUUAUAGAACAGAAAAGAUAUCUCAAGUAAGGAUCCAUCCAUGCCGUUACAUGGAAUGACACAUCUACAAAAAUGUUUGGAAUAAUCUCAUGAUCACAUCUUUGAUAGUUCAGAACUAUACAGGGCAUAUUUUUUUGUAGUUCUGUUGAGUUUUUGAAGAUCUUCCAUAUCCAAUAUCUAUAGUUCUCACACCCCUUAAAAUCUGUACUCUUUGUUCUCCUAGAUAAACAAUAUUCCCUUCCUUCAAACUAGUUUUGGAUUUUAUUAAAUCUGUCAGAAUAAAUACGUAGGCCCUUGUAAAGGUUUUUUUGUUUAUCCAGCCCUGCUAAUCUAUUUUCUCAUCGUUGCAUCAUGUAUUUGUUUUUAUUCAGCUGUACAUUUCUUCUAAAACUAUUAUCACUGUUUUGAUCAAUCAUUUAAAUAUGCUUUGAGCAGAAAUAUUUUUCCACAACAUUUUAAUUCAUUUUUUAUUUAAAUGGAACAAAAUUUUCUAAGCAGAUCACAAGGCCCUACUGUUAAUAUGUGCAUAUUUAGCACAAGCAACCAAGACACAUUUCUAUCUUGGUUUGCAACCUGGUGCUUAAUUAUAUUAGGCUAUUUCAUUGGCUUGUAUAUUUAAAUAAGGAAAGAUACCAAAUGCUGAAGUAACUCAGUGAGUCAGGCAGGAUCUCUCGAGAACAUGGAUAGGUGAUGUUUCGGGUCAUGACCCUUCUACAGAGUCUGAAGCAACCAGAAGUCUAUGUUUUCCAGGGAUGCUGCCCAACUCACUGAGUGACUUCAGUAUUUUGGUAAACCAGCAUCUACAGUUCUUUGUUUCUACAUUUUGUAUGUUUGAACACUGGUCUCCACUUAUGGCUGCUUUUGAAAGAUUCCCUUCAUUUUUUUAAUGCUUGUUAUUUUGUACAAAAUUAAAAAAAAUUUCAGUGAGACUUUCAAUUGGUAACAGACAUUUUUAGCAUUAUUUUCAGCCACAAUAAAGAUGCAUUGCUUUAUAGGGGUUCAAGAUUUUUUAUGUUCUUGGAGAAAUCAGGCAAUGGUCUAAUAGACAUUCAUUUCUAAAAUGUUGUUUAUAAAUGAUCACUUUGUAUAAUGUAAUUACAUGGUUAAAUAAACUUGAGUUUGUAAAAUGCCUGCAUUAUGGUUAGCCUUACACAUGAACACAUAGUAGUAUGCAUGUAGGGAAUCAUCUAUUAGUGUCAAUGGAGAAAGGAAGGCCGGACAUUUUAUAUUAUUGUUGCAAUUUGUUAAUUUAAAAAUCUCUAAUAUUUCAUAUUUAAUUUUGCAAAUUGGCUAGUUUACUUCUUGAAUGAACAAUGAGAUUUAAUUUUAACUUUAAUAAUUGUCAAAUAUUGUACAGAAACAAAGUUGCAUACACAGUACCAUUUUCUGUAAGUGUGAUGUGAACAAUGUUAAAUGGAGUUUUCAAUAAUUAAGUACAUUUCCCCAUUUUUCAUAAGGAGAUAGUUUGCUUGGAUUUUGUUUAGUAUUAAAACAAUUGAAUGAAGAAAUGGAUUCUGUUUCUUUUUAAGAAUACUACCUGAUAUUUAGCAUCAAAGGGAAUAUUAUAUCUGUAAUGGUGCUUCUUCUACCAAUCAAUUUCUUUAUGUGCAAUAUAACGUGUGUUAUGGUGAUAUCAAGCAAAUCUGUGCCAGUAUUUUUACGAUGUUAAUAUGGAAAUUAUAGCUUUUGCUGUUUUAUGAUCCUUAUUAUAAUGUUAUAUUAAUAUUUGUUACAACAUACAAAACACUAAAGUAAGUUUUGUUAUAAACAGUACACAAAAGAAAAUAAAGAGUGAUAUGUAGCC